Physcomitrium patens is the source of this 2928-nucleotide messenger RNA. Its product is annotated as putative pectate lyase 5. Gene Ontology annotation, molecular function: pectate lyase activity. NCBI's taxonomy places the organism in Eukaryota, Viridiplantae, Streptophyta, Bryopsida, Funariales, Funariaceae. The record is from RefSeq and is a predicted model, not a curated record.
AUGGCACUGGCCACUUUGUUACGCUAGCCUAGGGUGUCUGAGUGGGUGAAUCAGCCGAAAAGCAGUUGCGGUGACUUGCAAUCAACCUCCGCGCUACGAAAUUGAAUUCAGAAAUUCACGCCGUAUGCAUCUCUACCCACGUUCAUGAAUCGAAGGAACAUACCGUCGCGCACUACAUAACCUCCGAAUUUGGGCUCGAUGACCAUCUCGCUCUCGACAUGCACCAAGGUUGACCCGAGGGGGAGCUGGAUGUGAUCUCGGGGCUUGAAACCAAGCUCGAACCUCAGAGAGCGGUGGUACUGCGUUCUCAUGAAUCGAGAUUGAGCAGUGUAAUGUUCACAUUCUGCAAGAAGGUGCAAACACAGGACCAAGGAUUGAGUCGAGGUUCCAAGUGAAGCUCUGCGGGCGUUCACAGGAAGUGCACUGCUUCCAUCGACUUGUUCUCCACACUUCAGGUUCCCAGUGUUGCCAACAGAGGAUCCAAGUCGAGCCUGCCUCAAGAUCGACCUCAAGAAUGGCGAGCGGGCGAAUGGCGCGUUUGUUGACGGUGCUGAUGGUGCUUGCAUUGCAGUGGACGUCUCCCCACGCGAGGUCAAUGCCGGGAGAUUUUGACACUCUGGAGUAUGUUCCCACUGACCAGGAGUACCCGGGAUUCCCCCAAGACACCGGGUCCAGCGCUCAAUUCGACACGCCCGUCUUCACCGCCCAGACAGGCGAUGCGUUUGGUUCCAACCCCGAGAUUGACAAUUCGGAUGCUACCAACUGGGACGCCGAAACCUUCAACAGCCAGGACCCGGUGGCGUCACAUUCAGAAGUGGCACAAUACAACUCUUACGCAGCGACCGAGGGCGAGCUACCAUACGACGUUCUUAUCGAUUCUCCAGAGAGCGUACGAGAACCUCCUUCCACCAGCUUCGCAGGCGAAGUCGUGUACCACUCCAAAGCUGCUUACAUGAACGAUGAGGUCUUCUACGACACGUCUGCUGCGGACAUCAUUUACAAGGCCAACGAUGAUGGAUUGAGCCUUGCUGCUGCUGACCUGAAUGCCACGGACGCGGAUGACAUGCUCUCUUCUUUCGCGAAGGCCAUGGGCGGGUGCGGUACUGGCAACCCGAUCGACGAUUGCUGGCGGUGCGACCCGAACUGGCGCAGCCAUCGUCAGGCGCUGGCCAACUGCGCCACCGGAUUCGGGAGAAAUGCCAUCGGCGGCAAGAAUGGACCCAUCUACACAGUCACCACCAAUGGAGAUGACGCGCAGAACCCUCAGCCGGGAACACUGCGCUACGGAGUGACUCGAAACGGACCGCUUUGGAUUGUUUUCGCGACGAGCAUGACCAUCGAACUGAAGGGAGAGCUCUGGAUCUCCGCGUACAAGACCCUGGACGGUCGUGGCGCCGAAGUUCACAUCGUGGGAGGCUCGCAGAUCAGCAUCCAAACCACCAACAACGUCAUCCUGCACGGGCUGCACAUUCACGACAUUCGACCGUCGGGCCCAACCACCAUACGAGUGUCGCCAUCCAAAGUGGUCCGCCGCCCAAGGUCCGAGGGCGAUGGCCUUCACAUCUGGGGGUCCCGGGAUGUGUGGAUCGACCACUGCUACUUGGCCAGGGCGACCGAUGGGCUCAUUGAUGUCACCCGCGGAUCCACUAUGGUCACAAUUUCCAACUGCUUCCUUGAAAAACACGACAAGACGAUGCUGCUUGGAGCGGACCCCGCCCACACCGAGGACAGGAACAUGCGGGUCACCGUGGCUUUCAACAGAUUCGGACCCGGCCUCGUCCAACGGUUACCGAGGUGCCGGUUUGGCGUGUUUCAUGUUUUGAACAAUGACUACUCGGCCGGAUGGGGGAUAUAUGCGAUUGGGGGCAGCGAAGAUCCCACCAUUCUCAGCCAAGGCAAUCGAUUCAAUCCUGCGGGAACGAAAGAGGUAACCAAACGCAUCAACGACGGCGGCCCCAAUUACGGUGGAUGGCAGAGUUGGAACUGGGCCUCCAGCGGCGACGUUUUCCUGGGAGGGUCGUAUUUCACUGGCUCCGGAGCCAAGGCCACCUCCGCCAGCGUCUACGCCAAGGCUUACAGCACCUCGUCACGCCCCGCUGACAUGGUACCCGCCAUCACCAAAAGCGCGGGUCCCCUCAUGUUGUAGGGGCGAUCGCCGACUUUCUUGUACGAUGAGCACCACGAGGUGUGUGGUGACGCAGAACAUGUACCAAGUGACCCAGUGUGUGUUUUUUUUUCUUCAAACGGACACGCAGAGGCUGCGCCUGUAGUAGCCCGGAGACGUCCAUCUUGUAAGGCAGGAGUAACAAACUGCGGCACGCCAGAAGCACGGUGUUCAGAGUAGACGUGUUUGUGGGUGUGCCGCAGAUUACGAUGACUUAGUAAACGUUUUUUCUUCUAGGUGCCGCUUCAUACAGCACAGAAAUGUGCAACCUCCUCGAACAAGCUUCCACAUCCUUGCCAGCUUGUAACGAGCGAAGCGUUGAUAGGUGUUUUCUUUUUGUAGGCUAUGCUAUGCAACCGCUACCACGAGGCCACUUACCCAAGCUGGCUGUGGUAUGGUACACGAGUUGGAAGUUCACGAUCUCGUGUUUAUCAGCGUAGACGAGAUGCUAGUAGGUACGUAGUUAUGUUGAUCGACCGCUAGACCGGAGGAUGGUGCCCGAGUGUGACGAGUUGGUUUGGCAUGUCCAUCGACCUCACAGACACCCCUUCCUGGCGCCGCAGAGUUGAUUCUAAGUGUAUUGGUAGACAUCGUGAAGCAUUAUCUUGCGUGACAACGUGAGAUGCUGCAUGGCUCAUUUGCGGCACAGCAGCCCUUUGCAACAAUGCCAAGUCCAUACUUGGCAUGGCCAGUGCUCGAACAAGCAUGCAAGAGAUAUUAUGGCUCGCGCUGAAUAAAGUGAAGUAACUUCAGACUUCAACGCC